Messenger RNA from Pocillopora meandrina, 7140 nucleotides. The record is from the annotation of a GenBank genome assembly. NCBI's taxonomy places the organism in Eukaryota, Metazoa, Cnidaria, Anthozoa, Scleractinia, Pocilloporidae.
AUGGCGUCCAUCUUAGGGCCAUCGGAGGAAAAAACUAACGGUACCAAGUUAGCACGACUGUUAAUUGAUGGAGGUACACAAGCGCUCAGGAACGUGUUAGAGUCUUUCAUACAUCCGCCUUCAACACUGCAAAUUAUGUUAAACAACAACAAGGCGACCCUCGCCAACUUAAAGAGCAGACGUAAAUUAUAUGAUAGCCAGUGGGAAAAGCUAUUUCCUCCAUCGGGUGGCCUACCAGACUCAAACACAUUUGAUAUCACUCUUCUACAUUUACUGCUUCGUGAAAUCUGUCCCGCUUUGAUUGAACCUGCCACAGGAUGGCACGAAAUGCCGGCAAAAACAGAUCACAGUCGUGAAGCGGAAAUCGUCCGGAUAAAAUGCUUGCGAAACAGCCUGUGUCAUAGCAUUUCCACCGGUGUUCCUAAUGGUGAGUUUGAAGACAAAUGGAACACAAUUUCUCAUUCUUUAGUAACCUUAGGGCUCGAUCAGCUGGAAAUAAGCCGCCAAAAAACCGAAGACAUCGAUCAUGGUACACAACGACGAGUGGAAGAAGAAGUGGAGAAAUGGAAACUUGAAAUCGAACCGAGAGUGCAGAUCUUAGAGCACGAAGUACAGCAGCUCAAAGAUGGGCGAAUUUCAAGUAAUAAACAGCCCAUUUCAGAGGUGGGUGAGUCUUUUGAGCUUCUCAAUUGUCUUCCAGAUGAGGUUCAAGAUGUGUUUGGCCGCUCGGAUGAAAUUCAACGAGCUGUAAAAUUUAUUCAAAGCGGAACAGUCUCCAUCGUUUCCUUAACUGGUGGACCGGGCUUCGGGAAGACCACUGUGGCCAACAAAGUGGCCCACGAGCUUGCCAGACGCGAAAACAGCCGAAGUGUGUUAUAUUGCUCACUAACAUUCCAAUCAUCACUAAACGAUAUAUUUACCAAAAUGAUUCUUACCUGUAGCAAAGGCCUUUCUCAGCCGCCAGAGCAUCCAAAACACUGGCUUCUGAACUGGAGCAAACAGCAAUCUAGGAAAGUCACAUUAAUUCUAGACAAUGCAGAUCGUGUCCUCGAGUCUGAAGAUCGAAACCAAUUUGUUGGCAUGUUACGUGAAAUGAGGACCUUGUCAAGCCAAAAUCUAACUUUUAUUACUACAUCUAGAAAAAUAGUGGAUGCCCCCAGUCGCGAUUCAAACAUCAAAACCAUAAGAUUGAAUUCUCUCCCUUUGCAUGAGGCAACCAAGGUUCUUGUUUCAAAGGUUGGCGAUAAGGAAACGAGAGAGGAGCUCUCCCAAACGGAAAAAAUGAUCUCACUAUGUGGUUGUGUCCCUUUAGCCCUUUGCAUUGUUGGAUCUUUGCUUUCGGACAACAAAGAGGAAAAAUUAAUCGCAAUUCUCGAAAAGAAACCUCUAGAUGUUCUUCAGGACAACAAUUUGUCGGUUGAAAAGGCCAUUAAGACAUCAUUCGAUCUCUUAAGUGAAGCAGAACGAAAGGCGCUGGCAAUCAUGUCUGUAUUUCCAGGUUCAUUCGAUUCAGAUGCAGCUGAGGCUGUAAUUACAGCCGUAAUGGGUACUGAAAUUCAGCCAGUUUUGAUUCUCCAAUCGCUCAGAAACAGGUCUCUCUUGGAGCAGCCAAGUUCAUGUAGAUAUGAAAUUCAUCAGCUUAUCAGAAUGUUUCUAUCGAAACAUAGUCACGUCAAGUAUUCACAGGCUGUUGCUCAAGGUGAACAAGAAGCCUGUGCACACUUCAUUUGUCGACUUGCUUUCAAUGCCAAUAUGUACUGGAGCAAAGAUAAAUGCAGAGAAUCUGUUUUGGAAUUCAGCAAAGACAGACACAACUUCGAGUAUUUCUUGGAAAUUUACAUUCGUGAUGCAGAUCCUCUUCAGUGUUCCACAAAUAUAUUUUUUGAAGACUUUCCACAAAAGUGUAUGUAUUUAGAAAUGUGCCUUUUACCUAACUUCUACAUAAAAAUUUUGGAAAAACUCUGGAAGUACUUCCACUCAGUAAGUCACCAUGUUCACAUCGUUGAAGUUUUGUGUCUUCUCGGACAUGAAAAGAGAAAGGUGGGCAAACUAGCACAGUACAGCUAUCUGAUGAAUCUUGCCAAGGGAGUUUACCUUACUAAUUACAAAGCUUUCAAAACAAACGGUUUGUCGCAAGUAUAUUUUUUCAAUAGCUAUGCAUAUUUUCUUUCGGUACUAAGGCUUCCCAGUGGAUCGGAAAUGGUCUCCAAAGUCUAUGAAAUAGCUUUAAUUUUGUGCCGUAAAAACCUCAAAGAACAUCCAGAGACUUCAGCUACUUUGCAGUACAUUGGUCGGCAUAGCAAAAGUAGGAAACAUCUUCAGGAUGCAAUGGACAUGUCUACCCUGUGCCUCGGAGAACAUUCCAUGACAGCUCAGUGUCACAAAGCCAUCGCAGACUUCUACUUUAGACCUUCUUUCUACAAGAGGGAUAACACAGAAAUGGAGAAAUGCUUUGAGCAUUAUGGAGCUGCACUGACUUUGAUGAGAAAUCUUGGUGUUGGUGACCACAAGGAAAGCAUUUUGACAUUGAAAAACUAUGGGGUUUGCUGCAAAAACAAAGGAAAUUUUCAAGAAGCAAUAAGUGUUCUGACCAAAUCAAAAGAAGUCGCUGAUAUUGAAUUGGAAGAGGACCACAAAUGGAAAGUGAUGAUUGAAACACACCUGGCCCUUGUGUAUGACUGCACUGGAAAUGCAGAAAAAGCGGAAAAAAUCAUGAGGAAAGCUCUGAACAUGAAUCAACGCCUCAAACAGUCAAUCGAUAUGUUAGCAAAUAAAAGAGAGAUCCUGGAAUUCCUGAGGCGUCAUCCUCAGGUUUACCAAGAGCCUCUGAUGAGGUGGAAUUCCCGUAGUUAGGGUUAAAAAGUGUGUCAGUACAAUUAUCCUGUAGUUUUUCAUGAGGUCAAACCAAGGUUGUGCCUCUUUAGGCAAAGACCGUAACCUGAUACAAAUGAACUGUUCAAGUCUUUCAUUCGGUUUCUACUUCGCGUGAGUGAGAACUGUCUUCCUUUCGUUUAGUAUAGCUAAUUACCUGCUGCCGGUAAUUGCAGGUGUAAGUUUUAGAGAUCAGUCAUUAACACGGAUAACUUCUUGUUUCUUUUUACUUUAAUUAAAGGACUGGGUUGUUUAUUGUUUCCAUUUAUUUCUCGUGAAGUUGAGGUAUACAGACUGCUGUCAGACCGUCAGUUCUUUCCUCUCUCCCCCCCCCCCCUCCGCUGCCCCUGAACAUGACUGCCUUAAUUCUUUACCUGGGGCUUAAAAACAAAAGGAACCUUAUAAGUCAAAUAGCUGGAUAGGUGUUUAUCCUUUCACCCCUAAGAGUGACCAGCAUCUAAUUUCUCCUUACAAUAUCACCCCUCAAUCACGCAUUAAGGCUACAAGAAUAAAGGAAAUGAUCACCAACUAAAGAAGAUUUUGAUUGUUAAACAAAUUCUCCUUGUCAAUACCAUAGGAAAUGUAUAGAAAAAAGUAGGGAGAAUAUGCCUACUGAUGUUAGGGUGUAAAGGGUUAAAUAAAGCAGCUUUUACUUGUAACUGGAACCGUUUCUGUGGUAGUGGUCCAUUAUCACACAUUUCAGUGGCAUCGACAAUUUGUGUAACAUACCAGAUAGUAGGACGUAGUAGGAAAGCCAAGAUAUCGACUUGAGAAAGUCGUGAUUGCAAUUCAGUUGAUCCGGCCAUUCUUCAUUUGAAAGUCAGAAAGGUAAAGGAAGAAAAAUAAGGGCAUGACCAGGAAAAGAAUACACAAUUAUUGGAUAUCCAAAAUAAUCAGCCGAAGCCGCCUUACUUCGACCUCGAUUAUUUUAUGGAUAUCACAAAACCGAAUCUAAUAAUUGUUUUAUUAUACAUUGAACGAAAAAAUAAAUUGUCACGACAGUAAGCGAAACUGAGGAUUUAUUUCUUAACGUGUAAAAAUUUACAAAUAGCAGGCAAGACAAAGCGCGCGAACUUGACAUGAUUAUCCUUAGAAAUCAUGCACUGCGGUCAUACAUGACACGAUUACCCGUGAUCCUGAGUGUUUUUGACAUGAUUAUUGUACAAUCCUCAGCUAGAUGACGUUUAGCAAACUGCAAACCACGAUAAAUCUGUAAAUACAUAUUUGGAGGGAAAUAAUGUGUAUGUUUGUUGAGGAAGUAUAUAUAUUUAAAGAGAGUAAAGAGAUACUCGCGUAAGCAGCGAUAAAAUCAAGACUGCUGGAGGUAGGAGACUCCAGUUAGGUGAGGUAACCCGCUCUGUCGUAAUCGAAAAAUAACCCGCGUUAAUACACAGUCUUACAACCCCUGAUGCAGGGUUGAAGUUUCUCUGGGUGGUUGUUAUCAAUAUAUUAAAAUACAUUCAUAAAUUGCUCUUUUAGGUGCGUUAAAACGGUUUCUGAAAUUUCUUUCCUGAUUCAAGGUGAGCAAUUUAAUAAUGGUUUGCAUCUGAUGCCGUGUGUCAUAUCAUGCACGCAGUUAUCCCGUGCGUGUCUUGCUGACAGACGAUACUCUGGGCAACCCGAUACUUUCGUGCUGCUUAUCAUUACGGCAUUAGGUAGGAAUUGCUACUUUGAACCAGUAAAUAUCGCACUUGAUAACUGAAUAUUUUAAUUAUUCAUUUUGUUAGAACACUGAGUUAACAAAAGAGAUAAAAGCUAAAAUGAGAAGAAAGCUGCACUUGUGUGAUGGACAGUAUGUAAUUUUAUACAGAUUAGAUGAAAGACAAAUAAUCUUGAAACUCUACCCAUGCGUACUAGCUCAAUUGCUAUGAGAGAAAUAAAUCAUGCGUUAAGAGUUUCUCAGAAAACAGGAAGUGAUUCAUCAUUCACGGUUUCUGAGAAUAUUAUCACCCUGUUCUUGAGCUGUCUAUAAAUCGUACUGAUUAUUGAGAGUAAUUUAGCAUGCUUCCCUAAAGAUACAAUCUUGUCCACCGAUUUUUGUAAAAACAUUUAGACAAAUUCAGAAAACAAGAUCUUUCCGACACGUUUACGAGAAAGAACAUGGCGGCGAGUGCAGCCUCUUGUGAUCUGUCUACUGGAUCGUCUGUGUACGAUACAUCGGAGGAGAAAACCAAUGGCUUAAGACUCGUGCGACUGCUGAUCGAUGGAGGAACAGCCAUUUUGCGCAAUUUUUUGUAUUCUGUUUACCCACCGGAAAAUUUACAGGUCGUCUUAAAGAAGAAUGAGGCAAAGCUUCAAAGGCUAAAGUCGAAAGGUGUAAUAUUUGCAACCCAAUGGGAAAUGUUAUUCCCUCCCUCAGGUAAUCCACCGAACGCAGAAGUGUUCGACAUCACACUAUUGCAUUUACUGCUCCGUAACAUUUGUUAUCUUACGGCGCCUUCCACUGGAUGGCACGAAAUGCCUCCGCACGAUGACGAUAGUCCUGAAGCCAACAUCGUCCGGAUCAAGUGUUAUAGAAAUGACUUGUCUCACCAUGCCUCUACCGAAAUUUCAAACGGCGAAUUCGAGGAUAUUUGGACUAAAGUAUCUUCAGCUAUUGUGGCACUUGAAGGAAGUGUACUGAGGAAGAAAAUCGAAGCCCUGAAAACCGACCCCAUCGAUCGCAAAACUCAGCAGCAUCUGGAAGAGAAAGUCAAACAAUGGAGGAAAUUAGAAGAACAGGGUUCGAGCGACGCAAAGUCUGAUAUUCACAGUUGUUUACCAGACAAGCUACCAGAUAAACUACUAUUUGGUCGAUCCCAAGAAACACAGCAAGUCAUAGAGAUCAUUGAAGAAGGUACAACUCCCGUUGCUUUGAUCACUGGAGGACCCGGAUUUGGAAAGACAACUGUAGCGAUCUCAGUAGCUCACGAAUUAGCAAGAAUCGAAAACAACAGGGCUGUGCUGUUCUGCAGUCUUUCAUCAAGAGUAAGUUUAAAUGAAGUAGCCACAGAAAUGAUCCAUUCAUGUGGAGAACUUCAAACGAAAUUGCCAGAGAAUCCAGAGCAAUGGCUCAAAAACUGGAGUAAACAGAUUCAUACCUGUGUAACCUUUGUCCUCGAUCAUGCAGAUGAUAUCCUCGACUCUAACUGCAGAAAACAGUUUCUAAGCCUGUUGCGUACCGUAAGAAUGCUGUCGGAGCAAAGAGUGACUUAUGUUAUUACCACAAGGAAGACUUUCAAAGAUUCCGAAAUGCAAACUGAUGAGGUAAGACUUAACCCGUUAUUACCCGUAGAGGCAAAAAAUAUUCUUGUCUCUCGCGUGUACGACAAAGAGGUCCGAAAAAAACUGAGCAAGACAGAAGAAAUAGUCGAGCUAUGUGGCUUUGUUCCUUUGGCACUCUGCGUUGUUGGAUCCUUGCUUUUAGAUUUCUCAGAAGAAAGGCUUAUUAAAAACCUCAAAGAGAAACCUUUGGAGGUUCUGGAAGAUGACCAGAUUUCAGUAAAAAAUGCGAUUAAGACUUCAUUCGAUCUCUUGGAGAAACCUGAACAAGAUGCUCUCGUUCUCAUGUCUGUAUUUCCGGGUUCAUUUGACUCAGAUGCUGCUGAGGCUAUUGUGGAAGCGUGUGCGAACUCUAGAACGCUGCCUAUUUCGAUCCUCCGUUCCUUGAAAAACAGGUCCCUCGUCGAGCAGCCAAGUUCCCAAAGAUAUCAGUUGCAUUCACUGAUUAAAGCCUUCGCUAAAAAUGUCUGUACAUCAGCACCUCUGUUAGCUGUGGGAGAGAAAGUGGCAUGUGCUCAUUACAUGUGUCGCCUCGCAAAAAAUGUCAAUCUCUUUUGGGGUAAAGACACUUGCAAACAGUCCUUCGACGCCUUUGAUGAAGAUAGACAAAAUUUUGAGCACUUCCUUCUGGCCUACACACAAGGAAGGGAGAACGGCGAUAUUGCUGUCAUGGACUCCUGUGAAGAGUUUCUUGCCAGUCUUCCCCAGAAACUAAUGUACCUUGAGAAGUGUGUUCUUCCCAGAUUUUACACCGAGUUCUUAACGAAGCUAAAUGGAACCAUCCAUCCAAAUACUCACCCUGAGCACAAAGUGGAACUUUAUUGUCUUCUUGGACAUGAAAUUAGAAAAGAAGGAAAGAAAGAAGAAUACGAGGUCUGCAUGGAGGAGGCAGAAAAGCUGUAUUUGGAAAACAAAACCAAAUUCGACGAGAACCCUUUGUCAGAGGUGAUAUAUCUCAACAGUCAUGCUCGUCUUAUCUCCAAGGAAAAAGAUACCCGACAAGCCUAG